CGCUCACCGAGAUGAUCUUAUCAGAUUAAACGUCAUCUGAUCUGAUCUAAUGCACGCAAUUCGUAUCAGUUCUUCCAAGGCCGAGGUCUGGGUAUUUCGCCUCCACCGUCUUCUCUGACACUAAACAAAGAUGUACUCUUCCCGGAAAUAAACCCUGGUCCUGUCAGCGUACAUCCUACGACUGCUCCACGCGAUGAAUGAGCGUGGCUUGAGACAUGCCGUGUAGAGCAGUAUAUUCUGAGGCAUGGUUUCGCUGGUGGUGAGCAUGUCGAAGAGGAGCCCCAAGUUAAAGCCUUUCCUCUUAGUGCGCUUACAGCAUGGCAAGCUCUAUUCAUCCCCGCAGUUCUUCCAGAGCCCAACGGCCCGGACAAAGAACAGUUCUGGGCGACAAAUGCUCGUCACUGGAGUGUAAGGCGCCCCGGGAGCUCAUAAAGUCCAACUCACCUCCCUGGCAGGCCACCACAUCGUCACAGCAUCAAGUUCAGUCUCUCGCAACACAUCCUAUCUCCUCUCCCCGGGAGCCCAUUCGAUCCUCAAAUACACCGAUCUUUACGAUCCAAACCAUUGACAUUACUAUGGAGACAGUCAAUGGGAAAGUUCGCUCUGACGUAUGGAACCUCGUGACAUCCUCCGUAACUAUCAUAUGAUGGACGAUUGGGGCUUUUUUUGGCGAAGACGUCGGAGUUUGCAAAAGCCAGAGAGGCUAUGAGAGGAUGGAGAAGAGCUGAGAUGUUUUUCUUACGUUUUGAGUUAUGACGUUAUUGGCUGAACGAUCGUGGGGCUUAAAAUUAAUAUCGUGGAUAAGCCUGUUCUUGUGUUAAGUUUGCUUCACGAACUUUGUCACGAUCACGCAGCAAGUCAAUUAGUUUUCCCAAUGCGGAGUUCUUUAUACUAAUACUUAUAAUUACACUGUUUUUAUAUUGGAAAAGAUGU
Messenger RNA from Fusarium odoratissimum NRRL 54006, 933 nucleotides. RefSeq lists its product as uncharacterized. Bases 318 to 647 code for a protein of 109 amino acids. The record is from RefSeq and is a predicted model, not a curated record. NCBI's taxonomy places the organism in Eukaryota, Fungi, Ascomycota, Sordariomycetes, Hypocreales, Nectriaceae. The transcript is spliced from 2 exons.